CCCCACACACACACCACACACACACCCUACCCUCCCUGACCCUGUGGGACUAUCCACCCAGUCUGCAGUGCAGCUACCCAGUGACCAGGAGUUGGGAGCAGGUCCGGCCUGACGUCGCUGCCCAGAUGGCCUCCAGGCUGACCCCGCUGACCCCCCUCCUGCUGCUGCUGCUGGCCGGGUUUCUUGAACCACAGGCUACAGCCUCCUCUAAUCUGAAUGGUACCAGCAACAGCUCCACGGAUCCAGAGGAAUUUUGGCCAGGGGAAAGCCAAGACACCUCAGAGGAAGGGAGCCCCAGGAAUCUACCCACUCAACACACCGUAGGCUCUUCCAACAUGCCGACAACCAACUCAACCACCCUAAGAGCCAAUUCCACCUUGCCACCCACAUUCCAGUCCUGCACCCAGCCCACCACUCAACCCAUCCAACCAACUAGCCAGCCUACUACUGGGCCCCUCUGCCCGGGACCUGUCAUUUCCUGCCCAGACUUGGAGAAUCAUUCAGCAGAGACCAUAUUGAGUGAGGCUUUGAUGGAUUUCUCCGUGAAGCUCUACCACGCCUUCUCGGCAGUGAAGGAAGCUGAGACCAACAUGGUCUUUUCCCCUUUCAGCAUCGCUAGCCUGCUCACUCAGGUCCUGCUUGGGGCUGGGAACAGCACCAAGGAAACCCUGGAGACCGUCCUCUCCUACCCUAAGGACUUUACCUGUGUCCACCAGGCCCUGAAGGCCUUCACUUCCAAAGGCUUUACCUCAGUCUCUCAGCUCUUCCACAACCCAGACAUGGUCAUAAGGGAUGCCUUUGUGAACGCCUCUCAGAGCCUGUAUGGCAGCGGCCCCAGAGUCCUGGGAAAUGACAGUGAUGACAAUUUGGACCUGGUCAACACCUGGGUGGCAGAGAAGACCCACAACAAGAUCAAACAGAUACUAGACAGCCUGCCCGCCGAUACCCAGCUUGUCCUCCUCAAUGCGAUCUACCUGAGUGCCAAGUGGAAGACAACAUUUGAUAAAACAAAAACCAGGAACGAGCCCUUUUACCGCAAAUCCUCUGUGAUGAAAGUGCCCAUGAUGUCCAGUAAGAAGUACCCGGUGGCCCAUUUCACUGACCCAACUUUGAAGGCCAAGGUGGGGCAGCUGCAGCUCUCUCACAACCUGAGCUUGGUGAUCCUGGUGCCCCAGCACAUCAAACACCAUCUCGAAGACAUGGAGCAGGCUCUCAGCACCUCUGUGUUGAAGGCCAUCAUGAAGAAGCUGGAGAUGACCACGUUCCAGCCCACUCUCGUGAUGCUGCCCCUCAUCAAAGUGCAGAGCAAGCAGGACAUGCUGGCAGUCAUGGAGAAGCUGGAAUUCUUUGACUUUCCUUACGAUCUCAACCUGUGCGGGCUGACAGAAGACCCGAAUCUUCAGGUUUCUGCAAUGCAGCACCAGACAGUGCUGGAGCUGACAGAGACCGGGGUGGAGGCGGCUGCGGCCUCGGCUGUCUCUGUGGCCCGCAGUUUGCGGAUCUUCGAAGUGCAGCAACCCUUCCUCUUCCUGCUCUGGGACAGGCAGCACAAGUUCCCUGUCUUCAUGGGGCGGGUGUAUGAGCCCAAGGCCUGAGACCUGCAGGAGCCAGGCUAGGGCCAGGCCUGUCCCUCAGGCCUCAGCUCCCCCAGUUACAACCGUGCUGCUGCCUGCCUGGACUUGUCCCCAGCCACCACCCACCUUGGAUAUCCUCGGUCCUCCACCUGAAGGGCUCCCUCAGGGUCUGGUGAAGGGACCUGCUUCUAGCAUCCCUUCCCUGUGACUCUCCAGAUCACUUUUUGCAGCUUUCUUUGGUUCAAGUUCACUAGACUCUACAAAUAAAACUUGGCAGACCAUUA
Molecule: messenger RNA, 1858 nt
Organism: Hipposideros armiger (great roundleaf bat)
Lineage: Eukaryota; Metazoa; Chordata; Mammalia; Chiroptera; Hipposideridae
Gene: SERPING1
Product: serpin family G member 1
Exons: 8
Coding region: 126-1595 (489 amino acids)
Biological process (GO): negative regulation of endopeptidase activity
Molecular function (GO): serine-type endopeptidase inhibitor activity
Source: RefSeq, a predicted model, not a curated record